AUGCUGGAGCUAGCACUUGCAGGGUGCGGCAGGCGCCUGCUGGAAUGGCUCUGUUGCGGAGAACUCCUGGCACUACGCACGGCCGGCCGUCUUGUGGAGAUUCAUCAGGAGGUACUGCAAGCUGCUUCAUGGUCCACCGACCACGGGCGUUGGCUCGGUGCGCUCAAGGAGCGUCCAUUUCCUGUGGACAGAGCCCUCGAUUGCUUCCAGCAAUGGCGAGGGGCUGUGAUUCAAAGCUCCUGGACCUCCGACACCUCGUCUGAGAAGCGACAAGAUGCUACAUUGUGCUGCUGGCCUGUCUUACGGCGUCUUGCGCUAAAGCCGCAGUACAUCACCAACAGGCUUCCCGGCGCACCGAGCCUCGGAGAUCUCCUCGCAGAUGGUGGCAGCGAACUCCUGUGCUUGGCCCUGGACUCCCGGACUCACAGGUAUGCCUCGGACGAGGAGCCACUUGGCGAGCUGAGUAUGCAGACUUUGCUCCUGGCCACUUCCCUCAGUGCUGGAGGACUUAUAUUGCUCCAGCACCGGCUGAUGACACUGGACUCCUGCCGCGGCAGCCCUGACUCACCAGGCGGCCUGGAGCACGCCACGCAGGUCACACUGUCGCCUGGGCUGGAUGCACUGCUUCACCAUUUGCUUGCCGAAGAUCCCUUGCUCUUGCGGGAGCUGCGCAGCACGCUGAAGCUGCCGAUACCAGAAGCCGCACAGAAGUCCUUCCAGCCAGAGGACAUGUCGCAGCAGCGUGAGCCGUUGCAAAUUGUUUGCUUCUUGAACAUGAUGGCACUAUGCAGAGGUUUCGCUCCAUCGGUUGUCGUGCCUCGCCGUUCGGCGGCACCAGAAAUACGCACAGGAAAGGAAGUCUGA
Molecule: messenger RNA, 864 nt
Organism: Symbiodinium sp. CCMP2592
Lineage: Eukaryota; Dinophyceae; Suessiales; Symbiodiniaceae
Source: the annotation of a GenBank genome assembly